AUGUUGUUUUCAGUUGGAGCACUGUCCUCUUUGCUUGCAGUUGCAAGGCAUGUGUCUGCGGCCACUGCCGCUGCUCCUGCGCACUUCCUGAUGAUCAGCGGCGUGACGGCAGUUGAUGAGACUUGCCUGGCAGGGUCUGCAGCAGGUGUGUGGCUUGAAUCCUGCGAGAAGGCAGUGGCUGGCAUGAGUGGGGAAGAGAUCUGGAGCUUGGCGACAGAUGGGACCUUGGUGCACGCGCGAUCGAAGAUGUGUCUCAGCCCGCAAGGAACAAGUGCUGCUGGUGUGCCUCUGGCGCUGGUGUCGUGCGACGCAGCUGGUGGCGUGGCGAAGUGGGAACUGCAAGGAAACGGUCAGGUCAAGAUGGCGCAGAGCAACAUGUGUAUCAGCCAGAUCGGACCAAGUGGUGCUGCGGUCAACGCGGCCGCUUCAGCUUCAGUGUUGAACCGCGCAGCACGUGCAAAUGUCCGCAUCACGGCAGAGGGUCAUCCUGCGAGUUCCGGGCUCUUGGAAAUCCAGACCAGCUCCGGGUCAUAUGGGUCUGUGUGUGGAAUGAAUGCCGAAGCAGCAAGUGUGGCCUGCAGGCAGUUGGGCUUUGAGUUCGGUGUGCAGAGCCCAUCUCCAUGCGGCCAGUAUGGAGGAGGGAGCUGGUGUGGGGCAGCAGGAUCACCUGUUGCCGUGAAGAGCUUGAAGUGCUUGGGGACAGAAGUGAGUGUUGAUGAGUGCAGCUCAGAAGCAGUAGACGAUGCAUGUCUGAGCCACGGCAGUGAUGCUGUCAUCUUCUGCGGCGCAAGCUCUGUGGGCGCUUUCCCAGACGGCGAGCUGCGAUUGGUUGGAUCAACAGGUGCACCAGCCCUGCCCAAAGAGGCCGGGCGCCUGGAAGUGUUUCUGGCCGCCGCUCAAGCCUGGGCGCCAGUGUGCAAGCUUGGGUUCACGAGCGGAUCGGCUUCAGUUGCUUGCAAGCAGAUGGGCUACUCAGGGUCAGCAGGCUUCGCAGGUUGCCGAUCCCAGGAAGCCUGUGGAGGAGUGGCGCCGCAGCUAGCAGACUUGGCUUGUUCUGGUUCAGAGACCAGUGUGUUGCAGUGCCCUAUGUCAAUCGGGGACGACGUGUUCUGUGCGCCAGAGGAGUCCGUGCUUCUGUCUUGUGCUGGACAGGGCGAUCCGAUUGGAAAGCCGACGGAGCGAACAAAAGCAACCAACAUUGUACAACGCGAUCGUACGCCGGUUGACGUGUUGGUGUUCUCGGUUCGGUCGGUCGGAUUCAUCGGUGUCGGGGGUGGCGGUUGGCAUGUGUCUGCGGCCACUGCCGCUGCUCCUGCGCACUUCCUGAUGAUCAGCGGCGUGACGGCAGUUGAUGAGACUUGCCUGGCAGGGUCUGCAGCAGGUGUGUGGCUUGAAUCCUGCGAGAAGGCAGUGGCUGGCAUGAGUGGGGAAGAGAUCUGGAGCUUGGCGACAGAUGGGACCUUGGUGCACGCGCGAUCGAAGACGUGUCUCAGCCCGCAAGGAACAAGUGCUGCUGGUGUGCCUCUAGCGCUGGUGUCGUGCGACGCAGCUGGCGGCGUGGCGAAGUGGGAACUGCAAGGGAACGGUCAGGUCAAGAUGGCGCAGAGCAACAUGUGUAUCAGCCAGGUCGGGCCAAGUGGUGCUGCGGUCAACGCGGCCGCUUCAGCUUCAGUGUCUGCAAGCUCGACGUUAGAUCCCAGCCAUGGGGCAGCACUGGCCGUUGACGGGGUGGCGUCCACUUACUGGGUUUCUAAACUGGACGAGGCAGAUGCCGUCAGCCUUCUCCUUGACUUCGGAGAGCCGGUGCAUGGAUCCGUCUUGGAGCUCGACUUCGAAUUCGCGCCUUCCGCGUUUUCAGUGCAGGCUGCUGAGGCCUCGUCGGAGAAUUGGCUGCAACUAUUUGCGACAGACUCGAACGCUUUGAAGCAUGUGAAGAUUCCUCUCGCGCCGGCCAAGCCCAUGUCGGCAGUCAGACUCAUCAUGAAGGAAGCCCAUCCGACACUCGGGACAAUGAACGGCCGUAAGCUUGUUGGGGUUCGUUCUAUCAGGCUGCUGACGCGGCUGCUGCAGCCGGUGCUGGAGCCAUGUGCAGUGGCGGCGAAAAGCCACGAUGCAAGAGACAAGUUCUUCACCGUUGCAGUCAGUGGUUUUGACCCGCAAGCUGGUGCUGCUUUGGCAGCCGAGAUGCCUGCGCUGGAGUCGGCAGAUGCGGCGCUUUCGUCUAUCGUCGUCGAGCUCGCGAAGGCUUUGCCUGCGAUCAGCUCCUGCAAGCCUGGCGGCCCUAUCUCCCUUCGUGCCAAUGCCACGAUCCAGAGCACUCAGCGACGCCGAGAAGUCGGCGACAUGGCGUUGGACGUGGGCCAGGAAGCAGCCCUGCUGGAGGAAGCCAGGGGCACCAUUGUCGCAGCGCGUGGGCAUGGCUGGCGAGGAGGAUUCCCGACUGCUGUGUUCAAGAUCGAAACAGAAAGUGUCAUGGAUGUAGCAAAGCUGGCCAUGCGGCCUCUAUUCACUGGCGUAUAUUUGGUGUUUGCAAAGGUGUUGAACCGCGCAGCACGUGCAAAUGUCCGCAUCACGGCAGAGGGUCAUCCUGCGAGUUCCGGGCUCUUGGAAAUCCAGACCAGCUCCGGGCAGUUGGGCUUUGAGUUCGGUGUGCAGAGCCCAUCUCCAUGCGGCCAGUAUGGAGGAGUGCCGUCACGAGUCCUCGUGAUAGCUCGUUCACUGAGCCGACGAGAGUUCGUCAGAACGUGCAGCUUCACGCAUAAGACAUCAAGAUCACUCGAUCUUGCUUUUUGUCCCACCCGACCCGCCCAAAGUGGUGAGGGACAGGUUGACAAGGGGAUGAGUAUCCUGGGUCCAGGGCCCGCAUUGGUCGGCUUCAACCCCCUGACCCAGGACAGGUUGACUGAUGCUGUCAUCUUCUGCGGCGCAAGCUCUGUGGGCGCUUUCCCAGACGGCGAGCUGCGAUUGGUUGGAUCAACAGGUGCACCAGCCCUGCCCAAAGAGGCCGGGCGCCUGGAAGUGUUUCUGGCCGCCGCUCAAGCCUGGGCGCCAGUGUGCAAGCUUGGGUUCACGAGCGGAUCGGCUUCAGUUGCUUGCAAGCAGAUGGGCUACCCAGCGGCAGCAGGCUUCGCAGGUUGCCGAUCCCAGGAAGCCUGUGGUGGAGUGGCGCCGCAGCUAGCAGACUUGGCUUGUUCUGGUUCAGAGACCAGUGUGUUGCAGUGCCCUAUGUCAAUCGGGGACGACGUGUUCUGUGCGCCAGAGGAGUCCGUGCUUUUGUCUUGUGCUGGACAGGGCGAUCCGAUUGGAAAGCCGCAUGUGUCUGCGGCCACUGCCGCUGCUCCUGCGCACUUCCUGAUGAUCAGCGGCGUGACGGCAGUUGAUGAGACUUGCCUGGCAGGGUCUGCAGCAGGUGUGUGGCUUGAAUCCUGCGAGAAGGCAGUGGCUGGCAUGAGUGGGGAAGAGAUCUGGAGCUUGGCGACAGAUGGGACCUUGGUGCACGCGCGAUCGAAGACGUGUCUCAGCCCGCAAGGAACAAGUGCUGCUGGUGUGCCUCUAGCGCUGGUGUCGUGCGACGCAGCUGGCGGCGUGGCGAAGUGGGAACUGCAAGGGAACGGUCAGGUCAAGAUGGCGCAGAGCAACAUGUGUAUCAGCCAGGUCGGGCCAAGUGGUGCUGCGGUCAACGCGGCCGCCUCAGCUUCAGUGUCUGCAAGCUCGACGUUAGAUCCCAGCCAUGGGGCAGCUUUGGCCGUUGACGGGGUGGCGUCCACCUACUGGGUUUCUAAACUGGACGAGGCAGAUGCCGUCAGCCUUCUCCUUGACUUCGGAGAGCCGGUGCAUGGAUCCGUCUUGGAGCUCGACUUCGAAUUCGCGCCUUCGGCGUUUUCAGUGCAGGCUGCGGAGGCCUCGUCGGAGAAUUGGCUGCAACUAUUUGCGACAGAUUCGAACGCUUUGAAGCAUGUGAAGAUUCCUCUCGCGCCGGCCAAGCCCAUGUCGGCAGUCAGACUCAUCAUGAAGGAAGCCCAUCCGACACUCGGGACAAUGAACGGCCGUAAGCUUGUUGGGGUUCGUUCUAUCAAGCUGCUGACGCGGCUGCUGCAGCCGGUGCUGGAGCCAUGUGCAGUGGCGGCGAAAAGCCACGAUGCAAGAGACAAGUUCUUCACCGUUGCAGUCAGUGGUUUUGACCCGCAAGCUGGUGCUGCUUUGGCAGCCGAGAUGCCUGCGCUGGAGUCGGCAGAUGCGGCGCUUUCGUCUAUCGUCGUCGAGCUCGCGAAGGCUUUGCCUGCGAUCAGCUCCUGCAAGCCUGGCGGCCCUAUCUCCCUUCGUGCCAAUGCCACGAUCCAGAGCACUCAGCGACGCCGAGAAGUCGGCGACAUGGCGUUGGACGUGGGCCCGGAAGCAGCCCUGCUGGAGGAAGCCAGGGGCACCAUUGUCGCAGCGCGUGGGCAUGGCUGGCGAGGAGGAUUCCCGACUGCUGUGUUCAAGAUCGAAACAGAAAGUGUCAUGGAUGUAGCAAAGCUGGCCAUGCGGCCUCUAUUCACUGGCGUAUAUUUGGUGUUUGCAAAGGUGUUGAACCGCGCAGCACGUGCAAAUGUCCGCAUCACGGCAGAGGGUCAUCCUGCGAGUUCCGGGCUCUUGGAAAUCCAGACCAGCUCCGGGUCAUAUGGGUCUGUGUGUGGAAUGAAUGCCGAAGCAGCAAGUGUGGCCUGCAGGCAGUUGGGCUUUGAGUUCGGUGUGCAGAGCCCAUCUCCAUGCGGCCAGUAUGGAGGAGGGAGCUGGUGUGGGGCAGCAGGAUCACCUGUUGCCGUGAAGAGCAUGAAGUGCUUGGGGACAGAAAUGAGUGUUGAUGAGUGCAGCUCAGAAGCAGUAGACGAUGCAUGUCUGAGCCACGGCAGUGAUGCUGUCAUCUUCUGCGGCGCAAGCUCUGUGGGCGCUUUCCGAGACGGCGAGCUGCGAUUGGUUGGAUCAACAGGUGCACCAGCCCUGCCCAAAGAGGCCGGGCGCCUGGAAGUGUUUCUGGCCGCCGCUCAAGCCUGGGCGCCAGUGUGCAAGCUUGGGUUCACGAGCGGAUCGGCUUCAGUUGCUUGCAAGCAGAUGGGCUACCCAGCGGCAGCAGGCUUCGCAGGUUGCCGAUCCCAGGAAGCCUGUGGAGGAGUGGCGCCGCAGCUAGCAGACUUGGCUUGUUCUGGUUCAGAGACCAGUGUGUUGCAGUGCCCUAUGUCAAUCGGGGACGACGUGUUCUGUGCGCCAGAGGAGUCCGUGCUUUUGUCUUGUGCUGGACAGGGCGAUCCGAUUGGAAAGCCGACGGCUCCUUAA
Symbiodinium sp. CCMP2592 is the source of this 5313-nucleotide messenger RNA. Lineage: Eukaryota; Dinophyceae; Suessiales; Symbiodiniaceae. The record is from the annotation of a GenBank genome assembly.